This is a messenger RNA of Prorocentrum cordatum, 1897 nucleotides long. The record is from the annotation of a GenBank genome assembly. NCBI's taxonomy places the organism in Eukaryota, Dinophyceae, Prorocentrales, Prorocentraceae.
GCAUCGCAUUGCCACCUUAACCACUACUUCAACUUCACGGGCGACGAGCUCGCCCAGCGCACGGGCCACUUCGACAAGUGGCAGGACAUCGAGGUCGCGGAGGCCCCCCGCACGCAGGCGCGGGGUGAGGGCGCAGAAUGGCUGGCCCGCAGGCCCGGGGCCCCGCGCGCCGGCGCGUCGGCGCGGCUUGCCGAGGGCCGCGAAGACGCCAACAUGAAAAACAGGGUGGGCUGGCUGGCCAGGGGCCUCCUCAAGCAUCCCAUCGCGACGCGGCUCUUCGCCAGGCGCGCCCCCGACCAGGGGCCGCGCGACACGGGCGCCGCAGGCGACGAGAACGAUGGCGAGGUGAUGCUGAGGGUGUCUGAGGCCGAAACACCCCCUGACUUCCCGCGGGGCGUGGCGGAAGUGACGCAAGGCAGCAUCACCGCCGACGCGGCCAACGCCAGCGAGCUCCACUACAUCAGCUGCACGAUCACGCUGCUGGACAUCGCUGGCCGCCGCAGUUGGCCGGCCCAUGCGGACCUCGAGAUGGCAGAGUAUCGGCCGCCGCCCAUCACUCCGAAGCAGGCCGUGGACAGCCGCGGCCGCUUCCGCCCCAAGAUGGGCCUGAGCGAGGCCGACCGGCAUUCGCGACUGCAGAAGCUGGGCGGCUACGCUAGAGCAGCGCGCAUCGCCGGCGCGCUGAACGCUUCGGGGGCGGGGGCCUCCUGGCCCGCGGCGCAGACCGCCAUCCUGCUCCACCCGAUGGCCAAGCCGAGCGGCGGCUUCCGCAAUCCCAGGCCGAUUCCCGAGCUGGCGAGGCUGCAGGGGGCCGCCCGCGCGCCGACCAGGAACAGGAAGGACUACGACUGGGCAGCCCGGGGUAGGUCCAGCGAGAGGGCGGCGUGGACCCAGGCCCUGUCCUACGUGGCCACCGUCGCCCAGGAUCUAAACUGCGCGGCCACGCAUUUCGACCCGGCCGAGUGCUUCGAGUUCGUGGCCCGCGCCAAGGCGUGGGGGACCAGGCUGCGCCGGGGCUUCAACCGCGCCAUCCUGGGGGGGCGCCGCUGGGCGCGCGGCGUCGUCGCGGGCAGCCGCUUCGCGCCCUUCUGCCUGGAGAUGGUAAUCUUCGCCGAGCUGGACGGGGUCGCGCUGGCCUUCCCGCGGGCGGACGCGCGCCUCUUCUUCGACGACCUGGCGGUCGCUGCCCACGGGCCGCGGCAGUUCGCGGCGCGCUGGCACGCCGCCUCGGCGCAGACGCCGCUGCGCAUGCUCGAGCAGACCUCGGACAUGCAGGCGUCCAAGGGUGAGCCGGGUAAGACCGUCACAAUGACAUCGGCCCCAUCGCCCCAGACCAUCCUCGCCAAGCGCAUCAGGCCGCUGAACCUGCGCAUGGCGACUUCCGAGAACCACUCGGGCGUCGCCGCGGCUGCGGGCCGACGAAGGCUGCUCGGAGCCUUCCCCAAGAGGGCAGCGAAUUUCGCGGCGAGGCGGGAUCUCAUCGCCAGGAUUCGACAAGCAGGUGGGCCAGCUGAUAGAAUCGUUCGACAAGCCAAGCUGCCACCACCCACGCGCGGGGCGCAGGCCAUGGGCAAGUCGGACACCAUGGCCAGGGAGCUGCACCUGAGCGUCGCCCCUUUUUACAGCGGGAACGCCAAUGAGCGACCCGGCCACCAGGUGCUCCGCGCGGAAGACGUGGACCCAGGUGCGACGGCCAACGAGGCGCCCCUGCUGGCUUCGGCGCAGGCUUGGCACGAGGCAGAGCCCCAGCCACACCUGAUCGGCCACCUGCAGGCCGCCUGGAAGCGCCGGGCGCCCAGGGUGGCGCGCGCCAAAGUGCCCCGGCAGAUUGCCCGAGGGCCCGCUGGCGCCGUCAUAGCCACCGCGCGGCCGGCGCCGGGGCUGGCAGACCCAAACG